AUGGCUGCUACAACUAACGAUACAACGGAGGAACGCCGACGACGGGUGCUACUUGGGCCACUUCCAGCAGGUUUCUUAAGAGCAGAUUCAGAUGGACCACCUGAUUCGGUAGAUGCAGACUACCAAGCUGCAUUAGCCCUGCAACAACAAUUGUGUGGGGCAACAAUGCCAACUGCAGGACCACCACUCACAGCACGUCUCAGCGUCACCAUAGUCCAAGCUAAACUUGUCAAGAACUAUGGCCUAACCCGUAUGGAUCCAUAUGUUCGACUUCGCGUGGGACACUGUAUAUACGAGACGCAGACUGAUCCCAGCGGUGGGAAGACCCCCAAGUGGAAUAAGAUGAUACACUGUCUGCUGCCUCCAGGAGUGAACUCCAUUUAUCUGGAGAUAUUUGACGAGUGUUCCUUCACAAUGGAUGAACUUAUCGCUUGGACACACAUACAGAUACCUGCUGCCGUUCUUAAUGGAGAAACCCACGAAGACUGGUACCCCUUGAACGGAAAGCAAGGAGAUGGAGUUGAAGGAAUGAUCAAUCUCGUUCUAAGUUACUCGGUGGGUCCAGCAGCUGUAGCGACUUUCCCGCCAGUACUGGUGGUGCCCAGUACGGGAAUGGGUUACGCGGCAAUGCCUAUGUACCCAGCAGGGAACGCACAGAACUAUCCGCAGCAACCGCAACAGCCACAGCAGCAGGAACAACCUCAGCCUAUUACGGAAGAACAACUAGCACAGAUAUACGAGAUGUUCCCAAGCAUCGAUAAAGACGUGAUAAAAUCUGUAGCUGAGGUGAACCGUGGUAACAAAGAGGCAACCAUCAACUCACUGCUGCAGAUGUCUGAAUAG
Molecule: messenger RNA, 843 nt
Organism: Leptosia nina
Lineage: Eukaryota; Metazoa; Arthropoda; Insecta; Lepidoptera; Pieridae
Source: the annotation of a GenBank genome assembly